Molecule: messenger RNA, 2291 nt
Organism: Oryza sativa Japonica Group (Japanese rice)
Lineage: Eukaryota; Viridiplantae; Streptophyta; Magnoliopsida; Poales; Poaceae
Product: serine/threonine-protein phosphatase 7 long form homolog
Biological process (GO): meristem development; meristem maintenance
Source: RefSeq, a predicted model, not a curated record
UGGGUGGGUAGGUAUAAAGGCCCAAAGCUGCCCAAAAUCCAUCAUAACGGUCCACCAAAGUCCAGAGAAAGAAGAGGAGAGGGCUGAGGGGAGAGGGAAAGCGGCGAACCUCUGCCGGUUUGCGGACUCAGGCUACAGUGCAUGCGAUUAUGGAGUACCAGACACCGGAGCUGCUAAAUCGGGGGCUCGAUCGGUCACAUCGGUCUUACUUGUCAGCAGUCGAGGGUGCCGAGCUUAGCACCUUCUGCCCACGACUUUCACGACAGCUCUUGCAGAUCGACCCACGGUUCGUCGAGAGGUUGCGUGAGGCUGGUCUUAUUCCGUUGUGCAGGCUAGUUGAGGACUUAGCGAAUGAGAAGGAUCCAUCGAGGCGAUGGGUCGUAGAUCAGUCCCUUCUGGCAGCCCUGGUGGAUCGUUGGAGGCCAGAGACGUGCACGUUCCACCUUCCCUGUGGGGAGAUGACACCAACACUGCAGGAUGUCUCUUACCUACUUGGUCUUCCCCUCGCAGGGAGUGCUGUGGGUCCCAUCGAUGGGGCCCAAGGAUGGGCGGCCGACAUCACAGCCCGAUUUUCCCACGUGCAGCGCCAGCUUGGACUAGGUGCUCCUAAAGCUCUCCCUCACUACAUUACUUCUGGCCCCUCCAAGAUGUGGCUUCUUCAGUUCACUAGUGAUCUACUCCACCCUAAUGCUGAUGACUACUCAGUUAGACGGAGCUUGGAGGCGUACCUGCUCUGGCUUUUUGGCUGGGUGAUGUUCACAGCCACGGAAGGCCGCGCAGUGGACAAGGGUCUAAUCUACUACGCAAGAGCGAUCGCUGAUGCUGAGGAUGGUAGUGUCCCACAGUGGAGCUGGGGCUCAGCCGUGCUUGCGGCGACGUAUCGUGGUCUUUGUGAUGCAUGCACAAAGAACAACCCAACAAUGAUCAUCGCCGGAUGUCCUCUACUCCUACAGCUUUGGGUGGCCGAGCGGUUUUCGAUGGGUCGCCCUGUGAUGGACCAAUCUCCUUAUGAGGGCGGGUUUCGUGCUCUGCAUGGGCAUUCUGCCGAGGACCGUCCCACGAUGGGGACACUAUGGUGUCGACUUGAGCGCCGUUACGAGCAUGUGCAGGUUAGGAAGGGGUACAAGCACUUUGUGAUGGAGUUCGAUCGCCUGCAACCCGACGAUGUCGUCUGGGAGCCGUACAGUGCGCGGGCCAUUAUGGCACGUGCACCACUCGGCCUGUCAUUUUUGUGCACACGUGACAAGGUGUAUUGGAUGACAUUAGUGCCGAUGGUGUUCGACAUCGUCAUCGAGCCUCACUGCCCGCAACGUGUGAUGCGACAGUUUGGCCUACGUCAACACUUCCCUAUGGUCGUGGAGCGUACUGUGCCACCCGGCGUUCGCCUCUUUAAUCGCAGUGAACAGGCAGCCAACACGCAGUGGACACCCCGCGUGCAGAAGUACAUCGACAACUGGGUGUUAGCGACCGAGGAGGUCAUCGACGAGGUCCGUGCACACACGGAGGCCACCUACCUUAGAUACCUCAGGUGGUACCUACCUCGCACCCGCACGCGUGUGAUGUUUACUCCUGUUGACCAGCAGCCACACGUCGCCGCCGUGACGGAAGCGUACCCGAGACACCGUGACCAGGACUACUUUGUCAUGCUCGAAGCCGCGCGUCGUGUUAUUGUGGAUGCUGAAGCAUCCAUCAGACUCUUGGACGCUGGGAUAGUGGUGACAGGAGAGGAGCACAAGAUGGCUUUCAGUAGGAUCCGUAGCUCGACGAACACGAUCGUGCGUGUGCUUACUUAUCGUGCAAACGUGAACUCGGUGCCUCCGCUAGCGGUACCUCAGCACCGGCCACAGGCCCCUGUGCCCGGAGGUCAGACGUCUUCCUCGACAGGGCUAUCAGGUCUCUACCAGCAGGGUUCCACUCAAGCAGCCACAAGUCAACACAUAGCUCCCCUUCCCAAAGGUUUCGUUAGACCAUCAGAUGUCUUUGCGGGAGUUGGUCCGCCCAUGCAAGGAACCUGUGCCCCUCGUCCACACGUGCCGCUAGGAGUGAGCAUUGGCAAUGAGUUUAUUCCAGGAGGUUCCACAGGUGUUGGCUCAUCUGCGCAGGGGUCACAAACCACUCCGACCUCAGAUUGUCAUGGUAAGAGGAGGAAGCCUUGGAAGGAUAGAGGUUUCGGGCAAGGUCAGUAGUACAGGAGUGCGGUACUUCACUCGUUGUGUUACAGACCUAAUACUAUAGCUUUUGUAGUAGACACUGUAUUUCUCCUAUCUUAAGUUUGAAACAUGUUUUACUUC